AUCAUUCUCUUACCAAUCAAUUUUUUUUAAAUUUGAAGAUAUCAGUUGCAGUGAUUUUUUUUCCUCUUCAUACCCUAAAAGCUUUUCUCUCUCUCUCUUUUUCUUAAAACUUGGGUAAUCAUCAUUGAUUAAAGAAAACCAUUGACUAGUUGAGAAAAACAUGCCCUGGUAAACCACCCCAUAGCGGCGCAUGAAACACCUGCAUUUUCAUUUUCCCUCUAUUUAUCUAUUUUGAUGCCCUUAUAUCUAUAUAUGUAAGGGUCACCACAAAAAAAUAGUACUAUCCGAAACUUAAUGGACUACAAAUUCUGAUCCUAUAUGAAGACAGAGGCAAGCAAAAGGAAAAUUCAAAAAAAGCAAACUCCAAAAACCAAUCAAUGCAGUUGAUUAUCAUUCUGAUCAUUACUUCUCUUCUCUUUGGAUUUUGCUCUGCUCUCAAGGUAUGCCUAUGUCAAUUAUCAGGAGGAGACUCCUUUAUGAUUUUCCUUAAAAUGUCAGUUCCAAUAUGUGAGGUGUAUCUUGAACAGGAGGGACAAACAUGCGUAGCAAAUAGCAAUUGUGACUCAGGGUUGCACUGUGAAACCUGUCUAGCAAAUGGAAAUCUACGGCCCAGAUGCACUCGAAUCCAACCUGUAAACCCCACUUCUCAGGCUAAGGGACUUCCAUAUAAUCGAUACUCCUGGUUGACUACCCACAACUCGUUUGCGAGGCUGGGAGAGAGGUCUGCAACUGGGUCUUUGAUUUUAGCUCCCACGAACCAGCAGGACUCCAUCACCGACCAGCUUAACUGGUUUUCUGUCUUGCAGAAUGGUGUUAGAGGUUUGAUGCUGGACAUGUAUGAUUUCCAGAAUGACAUCUGGUUGUGUCACUCCUUUGGAGGACAAUGCUUCAACCAUACAGCCUUUCAACCUGCUAUUAAUGUUUUGAAAGAGGUUCAAGCAUUUCUUGAAGCAAACCCAUCAGUAAUUGCUACCAUUAUCAUUGAAGACUAUGUUACCUCACCAAGGGGCUUGAGCAAAGUAUUUGAUGCUGCUGGCCUGAGGAAGUUCUGGUUUCCCGUAUCUCAAAUGCCAAAAAAUGGUGGAAAUUGGCCAACGGUUGAUGAUAUGGUACAAAAGAAUCAGCGCCUGCUGGUUUUCACUUCAAAGUCAGCAAAGGAGGCCUCUGAAGGUAUAGCUUAUCAAUGGAGAUACAUGGUAGAAAACCAAUCAGAUGGCAAUGGAGGGAUGGUAGCUGGUUCAUGUCCAAACCGAGCAGAAUCACCUGCCAUGAAUGCAACAUCAAGGUCACUGGCCUUAUUCAACUACUUUCCUGAUAGACCAGAUGUAACUCAAGCUUGCAAACACAAUUCAGCUCCACUGAUUAACAAGGUGAACACAUGUUAUGUAGCAGCUGGCAACCGGUGGCCUAACUUCAUUGCUGUAGAUUUUUACAAGAGGAGUAAUGGUGGAGGUGCUCCGGAAGCUAUAGACGUGGCAAAUGGUCAUCUAGUUUGUGGAUGCGGAAACAUUGUCUAUUGCAAGGCAAAUAUGACUUUUGGAAUAUGCGACAUACCUGAGGCAGGUGUUCCUCCUGCACCAGGAGCAGUAGCACAUGAUUCCAGCUUUGCUUAUUUGGAUAGUCGACCAAUUCCAUUGCAGUGGCUGCUUGGCGUAAUAUUAGUAGCAAUUCUCUUACAACUGUAAACAUGAAUUUAAAACUUGUUUUAAGUUCUAACCAUUACACAAACCAGAUAGAUUAAUUCAAUUUCGAAAGGAUUGUACUCCUUAUUCCAGCUUUAUUUAUUUGGUGUUGGACAUUCACGACGGUUCAAGAGUGGCGGCUAUCGAGUGACAUAAUUGUUGGUAUUUGUUCUUCUGUUUCAAUGAUCAUAGCAGGUUUUUAUAGUAUGAGUGGGUACCAUGUGAUUGUUUCGAAGAAUCUUUACCUUUUGCUAGUGAUGCUACUUCAGGCAUGCUCUGUCUUAACGCACAACACAUUGUCUGGCUCUUUCCCUGUCAACCUUCACCUGCCAUUUAACAAUCAAUGAACCUAAAUGUAAUGUGGAAGCCACUGCAGUAUUAAGCCGACAAAAGAGACAGAAAUCUGAGAAGAAAGAAAGUGAACAAAAGCUGUAGAUAUGGAACUUCUUCCUGUCUUAUGUUCCCAGUUUGGGCUACUCAAUCCAAAUGGUUAACAAAUCCCAACUCCAAUUGCCCCAUUACUUAGUUUUCCUUAUGAGAUAUAGGCUUGUUAGUUUGAAAAAGUAGGCCUGACCCUUCCACUUUGGUUCCCCACCCCGCCUUCAAUUUACCAGGUCCAACCAGCUGUGCCAUGAGAAACAAGAGCUUCUCUUUCUUUCUCGCUUUCGGUUUCCCAUUUUUUUCCCCCUCUUUUUCCUUAUUAGUCCAUAACUUAAGAGUUAAUCGUGCGUGAAUCAAGGGCACUUAAGCAUAAAAAACACCCCUGACAAUCGCCAGUCGGUUUGCGCACAGCUCAAGAAACCUUAAUCCCUUUAUUUUAAGUCAUUCAAGGCGUAAUGAUACGUUAACAUGCAGCAAA
Messenger RNA from Durio zibethinus, 2541 nucleotides. NCBI's taxonomy places the organism in Eukaryota, Viridiplantae, Streptophyta, Magnoliopsida, Malvales, Malvaceae. The record is from RefSeq and is a predicted model, not a curated record.